AUGGCUAUUGCAAAGAACUUACCAUUGUUGAAGAACCACUUCAGAAAGCACUGGCAAGAAAGAGUGAAGGUUCACUUCGACCAGGCCGGAAAGAAGGCUUCCAGAAGACAAUCGAGAUUGGCCAAGGCUGCUAAGAUCGCCCCAAGACCUCUCGACAGCUUGAGACCUGUGGUUAGAGCACCAACGAUCAAAUACAACAGAAAGGUCAGAGCCGGUAGAGGAUUCACCUUGACCGAGUUGAAGGCUGUUGGUUUGACCCCAAAGUACGCUAGAACCGUUGGCAUUUCUGUUGACCACAGAAGACAAAACAGAAGUCAAGAGACUUUCGAGACCAACGUUGCCAGAUUGAAAGAGUACUUGAGCAAGUUGGUUGUCUUUGACAAGAAGACCAAGGCUUCUGAGGCUACUCAGCAUGAGCAAAUUUCUGUUGCUGCCACCUUCCCUAUCGAACAGGCUGCUCCCGAAUCUGCUCCAAGAGCCGUUGAGAAGACCGAAGAGUCUGCUUACAGAACCUUAAGAUUGGCCAGAUCUGACAAGAAGUACAAGGGUAUCAGAGAGAAGCGUGCCAAGGAGAAGGCCGAGGCUGAAGCUGACAAGAAGAAGAAAUAA
Messenger RNA from Meyerozyma guilliermondii ATCC 6260, 609 nucleotides. RefSeq names its product 60S ribosomal protein eL13 (gene RPL13). The transcript has a single exon. Gene Ontology annotation, cellular component: ribosome; cytosolic large ribosomal subunit. The record is from RefSeq and is a predicted model, not a curated record. Gene Ontology annotation, biological process: translation. NCBI's taxonomy places the organism in Eukaryota, Fungi, Ascomycota, Pichiomycetes, Serinales, Debaryomycetaceae. Gene Ontology annotation, molecular function: structural constituent of ribosome; RNA binding. Bases 1 to 609 code for a protein of 202 amino acids.